AUCCAUCAGCUGGAGUAAAAAAGUGGGGGAUCAAAUAUACAUCUGUCAGAUGGUGUACCUAGAGGGAUUAGAUAUACAUCCAGAACUCCUAGAGGUUUCAUUUUGACAGAAAAAAUGUGACAAACUUCAACUUUGCAUUACUGGUACAUAUGCAACAAAACUGAUGAAAGUUUGCAAGUGCCUUCAUAUAUACAAUUUUGAUUGUGACUUACAUGCUAGGAAGUGAAAUAUUCCAGAAUCAAGUUGGAUUAAGAGGUGAAAAAUUGGCCUAUAUGGUGUGGCAAAAUAUGAUUUCUGGAAAUUUAAGGGAAAGAUACAACUAGAUCCAUUCACUAGGAAAAGAUGUCGGGUGGUACACAGAUGGAGGCAGGGCAGCUGCUCAAGUGUGGGGAGGGCGAGUUUGAGAAGUCUAUACAGGAGAUGUCCCUCAAGAACCUGCUGGACACCAUCUCCAUACUACAGAAGGAGAUGAGCCGUGAACAAGCAAGCUUUAACUCACAGAGUGCACAACUGGCCACACUGAACAAGAACUCACGUCAAUACAAACAGAUCUCCAAGGAGAUGAACACGUCCCAAACCCGACUCACCAUGCUCAUGAACCGCAGCAUGAAGUGCUUCCAACAGCAAGGGAACCAACAUGUAAAGGCUGCCGCCUCUAGCCCGCCUGGGGUUCAGCGCCACAACUCCAAUGUCGUGCCAAAGGAGGGUGUUCAGGGAACGAGUGUCCAACGCCGUCAUUCCUCCAAAGUGUCGGCCACGGACGGUGAAGUCAUCAAGAGUGGGUUUGACACUAAAGUGUCCACGCAGAACACGGGACCAAAGAAGCCUGUCAUCUUACAGCCCAUAGUAAACACUAGUAGAAUGCCUGGUAUGGGUGUUGCCAACAGUAAGGUAACCACUACCAAUGGUGUAAGCGAGACGAGUACGGUGUCCACCUCUGUGUCAUCAAUUUCUGUAAAGUCUGACUCAAAAUCUACAGACCCCUGUCCGGCUCAUUCUAACAUUGUGACAUCCACUGCCAGUGUCCCCGUCUCCUCACUGACCAAUGGCACCUCCUCUACUGUAGGGUCGUCCUCAACUAAAUCCAGUGGUAUCACUUCUACAAAUACUGCUCCGGUUUCUAGCUCGUCCAAUGGCAAGAGAACAUCCAUCUUAAACUUUGGAGUAAAAAAUACUGUACAAAAUUUAGAGAGGAAAUCUGUUGUAAAUGUGUCAACAUCCCAAGUUGUAACAAACGGUACAGGGACAAGAUCCACAACUUCAAGUACUUCCAGAGUGGUUGUAAAACCGGUCAGUGUAAAAGGUAAGACCAUCGUGUCUACAGCAAGUGCUGUUAGUAAACCUGUGGUGUCCAGUGUUGUCACCAAGCCAGCUACAACUGCAGUUGUCACCCAGCAAGCUACAACUGCAGUUGUCACAAAGCCAGUACCUAGUGGAGUUGUUACUAAAACUGUUACAAGUAGUAUACAAGUAUCAUCAGAAGCCACUAAAAAGAUUCCAGAUGCACCUGUUGUGCCAGUGAUGAAAAAAGUUUCCCAACCUUCCAAGUACAGCCGACCCCCUAUCAAUGAGCCAGUGGAUCCUCGAGAGCAGAUGCUUAAUGCGAUACGCAGUUUCAAAAGACCCGCUGAUGCACCCAAAGUGGAACCAAUAAGGAAAGCCCAGGCUACAGAGGUCAAGCUAAACAUAACGCAAGGAAAGCCAGCUCAACCACAGAAAGAAGUACCAACUACUCUUCCGCAACAAAAAGUAGUUCCUGUCUCAGUUCAGCAGCAGAAAACUGCUCCAUUUUCAAUUCCUCAGCAAAAUGUAGUUCCUGCUACAGUGAAACAACAGACAGUAGCUGCAGUAUCUGUCAAAACAAGUGAAAAACCAAAAGAACCAGAGAAAAAGGAGAAAGAAACAGUAAUACUGGAGUCCAAGUCUGUUGAAGAUAAGACUGUCGGGGCAGAACCAAUCAAACCUAUAGACAGCAUGGUCACAAAAGAUAAACUAAAGGUCACACAGCCUACAGCCAAAGUCACUGAUGAUAACGAAGAGCUGUCAGUGACACAAGGUCCUUCUCAAACAACCACAGAAGAUGAAGCGGAAUCAGAGGAGGACAGACCAGAGGAAAAGUUUGUAAGCUCGGUGACAUUCACCCACAAACCUUCAAAACCAACAGAAAUUGUGAAGCCAAAGACGAAGGUUCAGGCCCCAUCACUAGCUGUGUCAUCAGUUGUUGCUCCAUCUCCAGCCUCUGUACCAGUGCCAACUGAGCCCAAACAAGUGGAUGCUAGAUAUGAAAUGCACAUCAGUGAUGAGGAGAAUAGAGGGUUGGCUAUAGAUGAGGAUGAGGAUGAUGAAGUCCUCCCAACAAGGAUCAACCUGCGGGACUGGAACCCAACCAAGCUAUUAUGUGAUCUAUAUACAGUCAAACUGGCUAAGGAGGAGGUAGAAGAUGUGUCGGACAAGUUUGUUGGGAUGGAAGGACUCAUGGAGAAGUUACCGAUGAAUAAGAAGAAGGCCACACUCCUGAAGACAUGGAAGCGCAGGUUCUUCAGAGCCAAGGAUGGCUGGCUCCAUUACUUUGAGACCAACAACCGUGACCGGCCGAGUGACAGUGUCCAGCUGAUGGGAGGUCGUGUAGAUGACCUUGGCAACAGGAUUCUGGGGAUUGAUGACGGGAGGGGAAGAUACCUGAUGGUUCGCUGUCCUACAGACACGGAGUACGGCCAAUGGAAACUGGCACUGGAGUCUCAGACCGUCGACAAUGUCGGGGCCACCUAUGUACGCCCAGUCCUAAAAUCUCCGCCAAACCCAAGACGGAAGGUGGUACUGAUAGAUAUUGGCAGUUGUAGCAUCAGGGCUGGUAUCCUGGGCCAGGAGGCCACUGUUCCCGAGGUUUUCUUUCCCAGUAUGGUAGCCAGGAACAAGGACAGUGGAGAGAUUCAUAUAGGUACCAAGGCGUACCACCCCGACAUCAGAAAGACCUCCGCACUGAUGAAGGCUGUCCGACCUACCAGUAAAAUGGACAAGUCUGAAAGCGUCGAUCAUAUGAAGGCAUUCAAUGUUGACACUGAGGUGAUGCCGGCUGUCUUACAGAAAAUAUUUACUGACCUGAACAUUGACCCUUCAAAAUACUGGAUCAUGAUGAGUACACCUCAGAACCUGGCUGACCAGCUGAAGGCUGCACUGUUUGAGAUUCUCGUUGGUCAGUUCCAAGUUAAGGGGGUAUGUAUGGUGAUGCAGUCCCUACUGGCUCUUUACUCCUAUCAGAAAACUUCCGGCAUAUUGGUGGACAUCGGUCAGCGCAUGGAGAUCCUGCCCAUAUGUGAUGGUUAUGUAAUUGAGGGUGGAGUUUCUCGCCAGUCCUACGGAGGUCAAAAGGUCGAGGAUUGCCUGAACAAUUCCCUAACAGAGAACAAGUACGUGUUUGUGACACCAGUGGAGCAGCUGAUUGUACGACACAUCAUGGAGCAGUCGUGCUACGUGGCUGAAGACUACGAUGACAGAGAGAAGAAGUGUGUCAGUGACCCGGAGAGCUGUCAGUCUACAGUCUUCCUAGACAAGUACGAUCUACCAGAGGGCUCCCACAGGACGGUGACCCAUGACCGCAGCUGUUACCAUAGUCCAGAGGGCUUCUUCAACACGGAUCUGUGGGGCAUGGACUACCCCUGUGUCCAUAACCUGGUGUUCAAGGCCAUACAAUUCUGUCCCAUAGACAGCCGCAAACACAUGUACAGGGCUAUCUACCUGAGUGGAGGCGUCACCAUGAUGCCUGGAUUUGCUGAACGCCUUCAGAAGGAGCUCAUUAAACUGGCUCCUCCAUCAGUUAUUGUUGAGGUACAUGCCUCGCCCCAUCGUUACCAUGCUGCUUAUAUCGGAGCCUGUAGCCUGGCCAAUAUGGACAUGUUUGAACAGUCAUGCAUCACUGGUAAUGAAUGGGCUAGGAAUGGGGUCAAGGCCUUUGCCAAGUGGGCCAUGCAGUCCUCCUAAGUGGUGCUAAGAUCACACCUGUCUCUUCUAUAACUUUUAUUGUGGUAUCAUCUCAGUAACAAUGUCAACACAGCUGUUAUCAGAUUAAAAUCAUCAUGUAUCCUGUUUCUAUCAUUGUCAGAGAAUCGGUAUAUGCCAUUCUAGCUAUUUCAGUGUUGAUAUCAUUUUGAAGUCAGUAUAUAUAUAUAUACUGGAAUCAGCUGUCGAGACAUGUACAUUACCAUACUAUAAUCUUAAUACGUUGUGUGUAAUUAUCUUACAGCAAGAAGCAUGUUGUACUGCUGUUUCUGUACUGGAAUCAGCCAACAUUCCAUUACCAUACUGAAAUAAGUAUAUAUAUAUACUUCUGUUUCUGUACUGGAAUCAGCCAACAUUCCAUUCCCAUACUGAAAUAAGUAUAUAUAUACUGCUGUGUCUGUACUGGAAUCAGCCAACAUUCCAUUCCCAUACUGAAAUAAGUAUAUAUAUACUGCUAUCCAAACAAAAGCAGCUUACAUUGCUGUUUCCAUCCUGGGAUUGUCACUGUACGGGACAGCCUACUAUCAUACUGGGAUUGUCACUGUACGGGACAGCCUACUAUCAUACUGGGAUUGUCACUGUACAAGACAGCCUACUAUCAUACUGGGAUUGUCACUGUAC
Mizuhopecten yessoensis (Yesso scallop) is the source of this 4617-nucleotide messenger RNA. RefSeq lists its product as uncharacterized. NCBI's taxonomy places the organism in Eukaryota, Metazoa, Mollusca, Bivalvia, Pectinida, Pectinidae. Bases 343 to 3978 code for a protein of 1211 amino acids. The transcript is spliced from 20 exons. The record is from RefSeq and is a predicted model, not a curated record.